AGUUUCGUUGUAUUAUUUCAGCGAAAAAUUCAUCAUCACAGUAUCGGGCGUAUAUUUUUUGUUUUGUUAUUAUUUUGAAACAAUAAUAACUCAAAACCAAAUAACGAGCAUCAGAUGCAGCAAUUUUUACACUAAACUUCAGAUUCAGUGCCACGGAUCACAUCUGCAAGCUGAGUGUACAAAAAUAAAUCGACGAAAAGCUGCACAGCUGGCGCCCAACUGGCCAAAGGACAGGGUACAAGGAGCAAGGAACAAGUAAGAGGAGAGCAGCAAACACAGCGGGCAAGAAGAGAAAGAGGUCGCCUGGAGCAAUGGCAUUGGACAGCGGCACGCAAACAAUGACGGGCAGCAAUGCGCUGACAUCAUCCUUUACGACAAACAAGAAGAAGGAUGCCGCCGCCGAUAAGGAGAACCUCUGGUCAGCGAUAUUGAAUGAAGUACAAACACAAGGCAGCACAAAGUUACCGUCAAACAAAUCUGUACUAGUAUUAGGCGAUAAUGCCACUGGUAAGACGACGCUCAUUGCGAAGCUGCAGGGCGUGGAGGAUCCGAAGAAGGGAUCUGGCCUCGAGUAUGCUUACAUUGAUGUCAAGGACGAGUACAGAGACGACAUGACGCGCCUAAGCGUUUGGGUGCUGGAUGGCGAUCCAGGACACACAAAUCUGCUGCACUAUGCGCUAAACGAAACGAACUAUGCACACACCCUCGUCAUACUAACAGUCUCGAUGACACAGCCAUGGGGCUGGCUCGAGCAGCUCAACCAAUGGAUCAAGGUGCUUGCCCAGCACAUUGAGAGCCUGCAGUUAGAUCCCAAAGAGAAGGAGGCGGCACGCCAGCGUUUAGCAACGACGUGGCAAAGCUACUGUGAGGUCGGCGAUGAUAUGGAUCCCGGUUCGCCGGUUAAACGCACCAUGCACAACACUUCCAUCGAUGAGGAUGAUCUGUUGCCGCUGACAGAGGACGCACUAAUUACAAAUCUGGGCCUGGACAUUGUUGUGGUCGUCACAAAGACGGACUACAUGUCAACACUGGAAAAGGAGUAUGAGUAUCGCGAUGAGCAUUUCGAUUUCAUACAGCAAUGGAUACGAAACUUUUGUCUGCGGCAUGGCACCUCGCUCUUCUACACGAGUGUGAAAGAGGACAAAAACUGUGAUCUCCUUUACAAAUAUCUAACGCAUCGAAUUUAUGGUCUACCAUUCCGUACGCCAGCGCUUGUCGUUGAAAAGGAUGCGGUGCUCAUUCCGGCGGGUUGGGAUAGCCUCAAGAAAAUAAGUAUUCUGUAUGAGAACAUGCAUGCGGUUAAGGCUGAGAAUCAUUACACAGAUAUCAUCAAGGCGCCGCCCACACGAAAGGCCGUUUCCAAUCGCGAAACCGAGGUUCAGACGGAGGACGAGCAGGCAUUCCUGGCACGCCAGCAGGAGAUACUCAAGCAGGGCGGCCAGGUGCGCGGAGAGUCGCCGUUACGCUCGCAAGGAGCCAGUGCUGGCGGCAACAAGAGUGGACCACGCACACCCGGCAGUGCCGGUCAAAGUUCACCCAAAAAGAUUGAUCCCAAGCUGACGCCCGCCGCACCCGGCAGUGAAGGUGUGCUGGCCAACUUCUUCAAUUCAUUGCUACACAAAAAGUCGGGUGGACCAGCUGGUGGACCGGCUGGUCCCGGCAGUCCAGGUGGCGGCGGCGGCAUGUCCACGCCGCGCACUUCCAAUGGCACCGAUUCACUCAUGACCGCCGAAAAGCUGGCCGUGCGCUCCGAUGCGGCUGCUGAGCUGGAUCGUUUGGCGCGCAGCGUUAAAAAGGAUAUCGAUCUGUCCCAAAGUGAGUGUUGAAUGCAUAUUUCCCACACGACAACAACAACAAAAACAGCAACAACAACAGCAGCAGCAGCAACAACAACAACAACCAACAAGAAGAGCAGCAGCAGCAGAAGCAACAGUAAUACCAAGAGUAGCAGCACACAUAGUAAUUUAAAUCGAAAAAUCGAAAGAAAAAAAACAACUCAAAUGCACAGACUCAUAAAUUCAACAAAACAAUGCAUGUACUUUAAAUUCGGCUCUUAUUUUAAGCGCUUCCUUGGUUAAUUCGCAAAACUAAACGUCUGGCAACGCUGCUGCACAUUCAAUGAGCUGAAAAGCAUUGCCACCUGUUUAGCCAAAGUCACUCUGAAUACCGGAUUGAAAUUGGAAAAGAAAUGAAAUGUUGAAUUGAACGUGUGCACUGUUCAGUGAAUUAGCAUUUUAUGAGUUCUGGGCAUUGUGUAGGUUACGGAUUACAUAAAUAAACAUAUACAUAUAUGAAAAAAAAAAAUAUAAGACAAAAUACACACACACAUUAUAAAAUGGCUAAGCUUAAGCAAGCAAAGUGAAUAACUUGGGAGAGGGGACAGCGCGUCCUUGUCAUGCUCCUUUUUUCCUACAUGAAUGUGCUUAAUCUAUAAAUUGAUGUGCAUAUAUAUAUAUAUGUAUAUAUAUAUAUAUAUAUAUGAAUGAAUGAUUUUUUCGUUUGGUAUUAGCGUAGUUUGGGGCCACACAUGUGUAUAAUAAAUUAUUUAAAUUAUGUAAUUUUUAAAAUGUAAUUUGUAAUGUGUCAACUGUGCAAUGCUGUUGCGCACUGAGAGAUUUCAAAAGUACAUGCCCGAAGUGCCCAGAGGGUUUGGCAAAUGCUUAAAGACACACACACACACACACACACGCUCUUACAUCUAACUGUAGUUGAUAGCUUGUACGUACAUUUUAAUUAUAUUAAUUAAUUACACACA
Drosophila grimshawi is the source of this 2755-nucleotide messenger RNA. It is a transcript of the gene Dlic, whose product is annotated as cytoplasmic dynein 1 light intermediate chain 1. Gene Ontology annotation, cellular component: cytoplasmic dynein complex; centrosome. Gene Ontology annotation, biological process: microtubule cytoskeleton organization; microtubule-based movement. The record is from RefSeq and is a predicted model, not a curated record. NCBI's taxonomy places the organism in Eukaryota, Metazoa, Arthropoda, Insecta, Diptera, Drosophilidae. Bases 312 to 1826 code for a protein of 504 amino acids. The transcript is spliced from 8 exons. Gene Ontology annotation, molecular function: dynein heavy chain binding.